GAUAUCACCAUCCCCAUCUCUACUACAACUACUACUACUAACACUACUACAGCUAGGAAUAGCGGUAGCCAUCGUCAUAGUCGUAGUCAUGGUCGUCGUUGUCGUCGUGGUGACGGUCGUCAUCGCAGUCGUACCUCAGUCCCACAGUGUCUGUCUGUUAUAAAACUACAGACUACCCACAAUCCCUCAUUCCUACAUUGUGUCUUUAGAGAAGAUUGACAAGGCGCCAUUAAUGCUCCUGUAUUCUACACAAAAAACACAACAAAUAUCUCGCUUCGUCUCGCCUGCUUUUAGUUUCCAACCCAAAAAUACUAUGGAGUUUACUGAGGUAGAUUUUCUACAGCUGGAUGCUUUUCCUGUCACCAACUCUCACCUAUUUCCAGGCAAGUGGCAAAGGGUUUUUGAGAUGUCAGACCCAAAUGACCAGCUUCAUCCGAAUAUACCACCACCACCACCUCCACCACAAUAUAUGAACACAGCAGUAGCUGCUGUUACUGCUGCUGGCCUUGUCGGCCCUCCACCACCAGCCGCCAUUGUCGGCACCGUUGGCACAUUCAACAACUAUCGUCCUGCGGUUGCAGUUAAUUCGGUUGCUGUGAAUGCUGUUGGUGUAGUCGGUGGUGUUGGUGGUGCAGUCAUUGCAACAGGUGGCUACAGAACCGACUACAACGAUGCCUACCGGGGCGAUUACAGCGCCGCCACCAGCUGUCCGCCGCCUGUCAUCUCCGUCGGCCUCGUGGCGGGCAACAACAACCUCGUCACCACUGCCAGCACUGCCAUCAGUGCGCCCACGUCAGGGAACACCGUCAGCCCGCCGCCACCGCCGCCACCUGCUGUCACUAACCCCGCCACCACCACUAGUACAAGCGGCAACAGCAACGCCGGUUACGACACUGGCUACUGUGAGAGUGAUUACCGAGAUGACUAUAACUACGAGGACAGACAUGGUUACCGAAAGGACUCAGAGUUCCGGGAUAGAGACAGAGACAGAUCUCAUCAGCCUGACAGAAGGGUGCAUGACAGACGCAGAGGUCGUGUGGUAGACCGAUCUCGACGCGACCGGGAUCGUGACAGGGACCGUGAUCGAGACCGAGGCUUCGACCGAGAUCGAGACCGGAGCAGAAGUCGUGAUGGACGAGAUAGAAAAGACCGACCCUCUCGGGAACGAGGGGACCGAUAUGAAGAAGGCUUUGAUUGUGAUGUAAGUUCAAAUAUAUAUAUUUGUCAUCUGUUUAUUUUAUCUUUUAUCUUUUAUUUGGUCCUGUCAUUAGACUGUAGCCAUGCUGGGGCACUGCCUUGAAGGAUUUAGUCCAGG
Messenger RNA from Octopus bimaculoides (California two-spot octopus), 1315 nucleotides. Its product is annotated as RNA-binding protein 5-A. Gene Ontology annotation, biological process: mRNA splicing, via spliceosome. Gene Ontology annotation, cellular component: nucleus. NCBI's taxonomy places the organism in Eukaryota, Metazoa, Mollusca, Cephalopoda, Octopoda, Octopodidae. Gene Ontology annotation, molecular function: RNA binding. The record is from RefSeq and is a predicted model, not a curated record.